UUUGUCCUGUGAACUUCGUCGCGCUGAGAAGUCCUUCGAAAUUUUCACAUUUUCCCUUUUUUGGUGUGAGUGCUACGUAUUUUGAGCGCCCGUGUGCGUGUGUAUGUGUGUGUGUCUGUGUGAGGGCGCCAAGUUUUGUCGGUUAGACUUUAACCACCAGUAAACAACAACAAAACAGAGACAUUCACCAAAAAAAAAAAGAAAAGAAAAGGGAAAGGACAAAGGACAAAGGACAAUACAGCCUGCGGCCAGGGAAACCGCAAUCAAAAAUUGUAAACAAACUCUGGAAAUUGAGAAAAAUCAACAAAGGAAGACGACGCCGCCAAGUAGGCAACAAUUCCGCUGCUAGCCAACAUGGAAAUGGACGUUAAUCGCCCGACUGGCCGCCAUGGCAGCCUAAUGACCAUUUCCGCCCGCUGCUCCAACAACAACGACAACAGCACAGGGGCAACAAGGACAUUGGCAGGAAGUGAGCCCACUUCCGGCCCGUCGCCGCCCAGCGGCUGUUGCGGCAUCUUGGGCCGCCUCCUUUGUGUCAGCCGCCACAAAGCCACGCAAUCGGUGGCAGGCAGCGAUCCCUUUUCCCAGUUGCAACUGCAACGCAAAGGAGCAGCAGCUGGUGCGGCAGCAACAACAGCUGCGACUUCCGGCCAACGAGGCCGUCGCACGCCGCAGGAAAUCUACUUCGAGAGUCGCGGCAAGUCCUGCAAGAAGCUAUUGAAAUUCAAUGGUAAUUCCAACAAGAUAUUGCUGUAUCCCGAAGAGGGUUGGGCGCGGACGGCCUCGUCCAGUUACUGGACCAUCACGCCCUGCUUUUGGCAGCCCAAUCGCUGCCGCAUCGUGGAGUGCUCCGGAACCCAGCGGCGCGCGACGAAGGCACGGAUGUUGCCGCUGGAGCAGCAGGGCUCCCUCCUGAUUGCCGGCCACUUUCGCCGGACAGCGGCCACGGGUGCGGCAUCGCGCGGGGGAGGGGGAGCGGGCACCGGAUCGGUGGCUGCCACGCCCACACCUGCAACACCUGCAACUGGAAAUGGCGGGGCAGCCGCCAUCCGGACGGGGGCAAUGGGCUGCGACAAGUCACAGCCCGCGUGGAACGACGAGUUCAAGCUCUAUCUGACGUCCAACAUAUCGAUGGAGGACUACAACAUGGGCUACUGCCUCACCGGAUUCGUGGAGCGCCGCUGCCAGGUGACCAACACCUUCCAGAUGACCCACUUCGCGGUCAUCAAGCGCCAGUGGCCACCGUCGCCGUCCAAUUUGGGCAACUCCUAAGGCCCCCGAGUCCCACUUUUGUGAUUGUGAUCCGAUCUUUUGUUUCGAAUUGGAAACGAAAUGAAAUUAUAUAAAGGAUUGUAGCUGUUUUUAUUUUCAGACACUUAGAGGGAAUUUAAAUGGCUUUAUAAGCCAACUUGCAGAAAUUUUGUUUUAUUUUAAAGCUUACAAUAUAUUGAAAUACUUUUUCCAAACAAAUGUAAAAGUGUUAUUUAAUGACUACAUUUUUAUAUUUAUUCAAACUUAAACUGACUUUUAUGACUAUUUCAUUUAUGUAAAAUCUAUUUUUAUGAAAACAUGAAUUUUUGAAAUGCUAAGUUUUUUCUUUUACUAAAUAAAUUUCACUCAAUAAAAUGUGUGAGAAUAAAUUUCUAUGACAAAGUUUGAAAAUGAAGACAGCUACAGAUCUAAAAGAUCCCAUUUAAGUUGCUAGUAUUUAAGUAGAGCCAAAUGUUUGUUGUGCAAUCUUGAACAGAAAUCAAAAUAAAUUUCGAAAAAUCUAUAGAAAAUGUAAAAAUAAAUUGCAGGGGCCUCAGAAACCGACAGCCACUAGAUUAUAAAGCUUAGGAAACUAAAGACACAAAGGAUCUUUAAGGGCGAACUGCAUUUGCUCUAAUUUUACGAAAUUCCCUGCAUGUUUAGUGCGUAAAUUGUAAUUUUAGCUAAAUAUGCAAGAGAAAUCCAAAAAAAUACAAAAACUAGGAAACCAAAACAAAAACUUUACGUGUGCUUUCAGUGUUGUGUAAUAUGAAAAACGGAAACAAACCGGAAAAAAUAAGCGAAAAAACCAAAUACUAGUAACUGUUAAAUGCUAAAUGAAACUAAACCGCUUUGCCAACUCUCACACACACAAGCAAACAAAAACACACACCAACACACAUACAGGCACCCACUCACACACACUCGCACACUUAAGCUUGGGCAGCUACUUAAUGCUUCAAAAAAGUGCAACAAAUUGAAACUUGUGCUUGUCGAAGCAUGUGAUUGUGAGUGCUCCACUAUAAGCUGCUAUAGUAUAUUUACGAGCCUGUGUGCGUAUUCGAGUAAUGGUGUGUGUGUGUGUGUGUGUGUGCUGGUACUCUUUUCUACUACAUACAAAUAUGUACUUUAACGGCCAUGUUUGCGAAACCUAUUGCCUUUAAGCUUUAAAAUAUAAGCUCAACUGAACGCAGGCAAACAAGUCAACAGCUUCGAGCGAUGGCCAUUGGCACUAAACAGCAGCUUAAUAACAACUGAACAUUAAAGUUAAUUAUUUAACGAGCUUCUUACAGAAAAUAGGCAUGUUUUUGGUUUUAAAAUUGAAUGCUUACAUACAAAAGAGUGUUUUCGUAAAUCUUUUUAGUUGAAUUUAAGCCAAAUAACACAAUUUGAGGCAGGUUGCAUGGUCACACUGCGCCUAAAAUGUUUUUCUUUGUGGCUUGGUCACACUGCAUAGUAAAUAGCCAACUUAUUAUUUUUUAUUUAUAGUUUUCUUUUAAUUAAAAAAAAACUGCUGAUCAGUGUCAGUAGCCAUUUAGCCUAAUCCAAAACGAAAUUUGCCAAUCUACGCUAAUCUAAGGAACUAAGCCACUAAAUGUCUCUAUCUCUCUCUCACCAAUUCACCCACUGACCCACUCAUGCUACGGCUCUAUCCCUCUCAUUCACUCACUUUGAGCAUGAUACGCAACGUAUAUCAACAAUUCGUCCAAUAAUUGGAGACUUUCGGCGCCACAAAUUGCCAAGUGUCAAAUUGGCAAGGCCAGAGCUCCAAUUGCCAAAAACCCUAAGUGUUAAAAAACAAUGAAACCAAAACGUAAAGAAAACCAAAGCUAAGUCAAAACUCAAUGUAGCCUAAGUGAUAGUUUAAAAAUCAAUAUUUACAAUUUAGAAUAUGAAUCUAUAUAUAUAUAUAUAUAUAUAUGUAAAACUAUAUAUUUGUGUGUAGGCUGAACAUUUUUUCGUAUAUUUCGGUGUAUUUAUAUAACUGUAUUGCGAUUACAUAUACAAUAACAUUUUUGCUGUAGUUCGCAUAGCUCGCUUUUAGGCGCUUUUACACGCAAGCGAAUAAGGCCGAAUCUCGAAUCUCUUAUUUGCUUCAGACAGAUCUCCCCUGCCAACUUUACUCCUAAACUAAUUGAUAUUUAAGUAUCAGGUACCUGCCAGAAUCAACAACAACAACAACCAAAUAAACAAGAAAAAUAUGAAUAUGCAUAAAUAUUUAUUGAGCAAUUAUGUC
Messenger RNA from Drosophila rhopaloa, 3487 nucleotides. RefSeq lists its product as uncharacterized. The record is from RefSeq and is a predicted model, not a curated record. NCBI's taxonomy places the organism in Eukaryota, Metazoa, Arthropoda, Insecta, Diptera, Drosophilidae.